Messenger RNA from Onychostruthus taczanowskii (white-rumped snowfinch), 1235 nucleotides. RefSeq names its product phosphoethanolamine/phosphocholine phosphatase 1 (gene PHOSPHO1). Lineage: Eukaryota; Metazoa; Chordata; Aves; Passeriformes; Passeridae. Gene Ontology annotation, molecular function: phosphatase activity. Gene Ontology annotation, biological process: bone mineralization involved in bone maturation. Bases 210 to 1007 code for a protein of 265 amino acids. The record is from RefSeq and is a predicted model, not a curated record. The transcript has 4 exons.
AUCCUGGGAUCUUCCUGAGCCGAGCUCGCGGUGCCCGGCCGCAAUUCCCAGCGGGAAUUCCCGAUUUUCCGGCCGGCGCGGGGAUUUCAGGGAGGUUUCCCCUCGCCGUGGACCACCAGGGGUCGGCAGAAUUCCGCCUCGGUGGCAUUCCCGGGGAACCUCUCCAUCCAAAGGAACCCCCCAAGCCCUGGCCCGGGGAUGGUGCCAACAUGAGGAGGUGCUGCCAGGGCAUGGGGCUGCCAUGCCUGUUUAAGGGCGUGGGCACGGCCGGCCCGCGGCCUCCCCGUUUCCUGCUGGUGUUCGACUUCGACGAGACCAUCGUGGACGAGAACAGCGACGACUCGGUGGCGCGGGGCCGGGCGCUGCCGGAGCCGCUGCGGCAGAGCCCGCGCGGCGGCUCCUACAACGAGCACAUGCGGCGCGUGCUGGCCUUCCUGGGCGAGCAGGGCGUGCGCCCCGCCGAGCUCAGGGCCGUCUACGAGAACAUCCCGCUGUCCCCCGGCAUGGCCGAGCUCUUCCAGCUCCUCUCCAAGCAGCAGGAGCUCUUCGAGCUGGUGCUCAUCUCCGACGCCAACACCUUCGGCAUCGAGGCCAAGCUGCGCGCGGCCGGCGUGCGCUCGCUCUUCCGCAAGGUCUUCAGCAACCCGGCCGGCUUCGACCGCCGCGGCGUGCUCACGCUGGGGCCCUACCACAGCCACAAGUGCCCGCGGUGCCCGGCCAACAUGUGCAAGAGGAAGAUCCUGGCGGAGUACCUGGCCGAGCGGGCGCGCGAGGACGUGGAGUUCCAGCGCGUCUUCUACGUGGGGGACGGCGCCAACGACUUCUGCCCCGCCGGGGCUCUGAGGGCGGCCGACGUGGCUUUCCCCAGGAAGGGCUACCCCAUGCACAGGCUGAUCCAGGAGAGCCAGGAGAAGCAGCCCGGGGCCUUCCCGGCCGCCGUGGUGCCCUGGGAGUCGGCGGCGGAGGUGGCGCGGUACCUGCAGGAGCUGCUCCGCAGGAAGUGCUGAGCACCUGCCGGGAUGUUCUCCUGCCUUUCCCAGCCCGUUCCUGGCCAGGGAAGCAUUUUCUGCAGGCCCCUGGUCCUGCCCGGCCACGGAGCCACGGCCACAGCCGGCCCCCGCGCCCUUUGGGACCGGACGGGGAUGUUUGGGGGAGUUGUUGCUUCCUUUUCCUUUUGAUCUCGAAAGAGAAUUCCCAAAAAUGCAGCAGCCAGCUUCCCGCGGGCUGGGCACGUC